AUGGCCGCUGCUCGCCAUUCUCGUGAAAAGUACGGACUUGAGACCAAUUACUCCAACCCGUUCAUAUCGCUGACCAGUGUCUCCGAGGGUGCCGCGAGCAUUAGGGAAGCUAACAGAGACAGAGCUGUGACUAAAUGUGAACAUAUGAACCCAUUCCUGUGUGCCGAAAGUUGUGCUAACACACACGCUAAUGGAGAGUGUGUAUUCGCGCCGCCCGAUGGUCCUGCCCGGCCGCAGUUUUCCCGCACGAAUCCCUUCGUUGAUGCUGAAUGCCGCAGCUACGGCCGUGAGAGAAACACAGGCAGCAGCAUGAACUAUUAUCCAGCUCCUACUCCCCAAAUGAAAAUCCACUAUCCAGACUCAAACCCAUUUUCCUCCGCUCACAUGGACAGUUUUGUACACAGCACACCAGCUCAGUUUAACGCAAUGUUAAAUACACCCAUGCAAUGUAUGCCUUCCAGUAGCCUUAAUGAAGCCAUUAGCUAUGGGGAAAUCACUGCACAGCAUAAACCCCGCUCGAAACCAGGCAAGACCCGCUGUGUGCCCCGUCAGCCCCCAUCUGACAGUGAAGAGGAUGGUGACACUAGAGAGAGAGUCCCCACCCUACGUCCGGGCCAAUAUGACGGCACCACACCGUGGAAGGAAUUUCUGCACAGGUUUGAGAGCUGCGCUGAAGCCAACUAUUGGUCAGAAAAAACAAUGACAACUCAGCUUAAAUUCUGCCUAGUUGGAGCAGCAGGGGCCAUUAUCCACAGAAAUCCCCGCUCAUCCAAAUGGGAUUACCGCCGCCUGGUGGACGAACUGGAAACUGCAUAUGGCGCUUCUUCUGACCAUGCAGCUGCUGUUGCUGUAGAACUGAGGCAGCGAGUGCGUAAACCUGGUGAGGCCCUGCAUGUUUUCAGAGAUGACAUUUAUGGGAAAGUGGCUGUUGCAUAUGGUAAUAGAGCAGAGAUUGAACAAGACUCUAUAGCUGUUGAAGUUUUCACCAAUGGGCUGGGUGAUGCAGAAAUAGUACAGAAGUUGCUAGAGAGGCACCCAGCCACACUUGCCUGCGCAUACGAAAUAGCCCACCGACACGAAACCACUAAAAGGGCUGCAUCUUAUGUAACCAGUGCCAUGCAGCAAGGAGCCCGUAACGCAGCUGAACGCCGGCCCCGAGCUGCCGUCGUCAGAGAAAAAGACAGAGAUGAGACUGUUGCUGAGCAUGCACCUGCAGCUAGCCCCUCACCGAAUCGUUUUGUCCCACACAGACCCUCGACAACACCGAACAAUCACAGAAAUUUUAAAAGGAGUGGGGUUCGCUGCCAUAACUGUCAAGGUUGGGGCCAUGUCCAAAAGCAGUGCCCUUCUCCUCACAAAACCACCAAGGCCUUAACAUUGAACAGUAGCCCUUGGGACAGCCCAAAACCCACUGUGCUCCACCUUAAGUGCCAAAGCCAAGAAAUGAGUAUCCCCAUGCGCCUCUACGAAGUGGAGGUAUGUGCUGUUUUGGACAGUGGAGCCCGGAGGAGCGUGCUGCCGCUGCCCUACUACAACUCCAUCCACCCAGACGUGAGACCACCACUACAGCCCUCAGUUGUUGAGACCUUGCUUGGUGUGGGACCUGGGGACGUGCCGGUGCUAGGUGAAGCCCAGAUACCUGUCAAUAUCAACAAUCGACAGGUGGAUGUUGAUUUCUUGGUGGCAGAUAUAGCAGGAAAUGAGGUGCUGCUUGGGCAUCCCUUCCUCACUCAAGCUGAAGCACGUCUUGAUUUCGGCAAACGCCGCAUCAUCCUUUUCGGUGAAGAGGUGCUCUACUACCAAAUCGAAGCCAGUACAAAGUCACAUGCAGUGAGAAUAGUUAGAACUGUGGUGGUGGAACCGGGGCAAGAGUAUAUGGUGAAAGGCAACGUGCAUCCUGGUGCAGCAGCUCGAGGUGACAUGAUGCUUAGUCCCACCAAAGGUUUUGUUGAGAAGCACAAAGUACUUAUCGCCAGAGUCCUAGUCAACGCACAGCCUUCUAAAGCUGUCCCACUUCGCCUUUUUAACCUUGGCAAUAAAGCAGUAACAAUUAAGGCGGGAUCCAUUGCCGGGCUCCUCCAGCCAGCUGAGGCCGUGGAACCCUCCAUGGUCUCCCCAGCUGCAGACUCUCUGACCAGCCCUCCUGUGGUUCCUCUGCACCUGCAGGAGCUCUAUGCCCAGAGCUCCACAGACCUCAAUGACUAUGAACAGCUCCAACUGAAACGCUUGCUUUGCACUUAUGGACAUGUGUUUUCUACAGGGCCUGCUGACCUGGGCCGAACCAGCCUUGUGCAGCAUGACAUCAUAACCCAUCCUGGUGCCCCAGUCAAACAAAAUCCACGAAGAAUGGCAGGGGAAAAGCAGCAAAAUGCUGAUCAGCAGAUCUACGACAGUCUACAGAGCGGUCUUGCCCAACGCAGCUGCAGCAGCUGGGCCUCGCCCAUCGUUAUGGUGCGUAAGAAAGAUGGGACAUACCGUCUCUGCAUUGACUACAGGGCUCUCAACGACCGCACCAUAACAGACGCCUACCCGCUGCCCCGCAUCCAGGACACGCUGGACACACUCUCAACUGCCAGAUGGUUCAGCACAUUAGACCUCGCAUCUGGCUACUGGCAGGUUGAGCUGACGCCUAGAGCACGCAGGGCCGCCGCUUUCUGCACUAGGACAGGCCUCUUUGAGUGGAACGUCAUGCCAUUUGGACUAUGCAAUGCCCCGGCAACGUUCCAGCGGCUGAUGGACCGCGUCCUGGCUGGCAUGCAGUGGGAGACCUGCCUGGUCUACUUGGACAUCAUCGUGCUGGCUAAGGACGUGUCGGGGAUGCUGCAACGGCUUGGCCAGGUAUUCUAUAGACUUCAACAAGCUAACUUGAAACUGAAACCUGCCAAAUGCUGCCUCUUUCGCCGCGAAGUUGCUUAUCUUGGCCAUGUGGUAUCCGAGCAUGGUGUGGCUACCGACCCCAGCAAAGUUCAAAAGGUUCAGAUGUGGCCCACACCUACGUCCAUCCAGGAGGUCAGACGCUUCAUCGGCCUGGCCUCAUAUUACCGCCGGUUUGUGAAAGAUUUUGCCUCUAUAGCCGAACCCCUGCACAACCUGACCAAGAAGAAUGCACAUUUUCAGUGGCAUGCUGAGCACCAAGCAGCUUUCGACAAGCUGAAGUGUCGACUCACCUCUGCCCCUGUUCUUGGCUAUCCACUUGACCAUGGAGAAAUGACACUAGACACUGAUGCCAGCGACACUGGCAUCGGCGCGGUGCUGUCACAGAUGCAACAGGGCGUGGAACGUGUGCUGGCAUAUGGCAGUCGUAAGCUAUCAAGAACUGAACAAAACUACUGCACCACACGACGUGAACUACUAGCCGUCGUGGAUUUCACGUCCCACUUUCGCCAGUAUCUCCUUGGACGGCCUUUCAAAGUGCGCACAGACCACAGCAGUCUACGGUGGCUAACAAAAAUGAAAGAGCCAGAGGGACAAUUAGCUCGAUGGCUCGAGAAGCUUGCCGAGUACAACUUUGAGAUCAUCCACCGUCCAGGUCGAGUGCACACCAAUGCUGAUAGCCUCUCCAGAAGACCCUGUCGCCAGUCUUGUCCAUGCAGAGUGCAGGACCCCCCCAAGCAUCUCGGGGGGACCAGUCAUCAGGCAGUUCAAUGCGAGUUGGACUCUGACACCAGCUCCCUGUUGCUGAGUCCGGUGAGGGUGGAGGGACAACCGGCUACUACAGCGGUGUGUCUAGUGGGGGUAAGUCAUAACACCACCACACCAGAAACAAAGACUUUAGACCAAACUGCUCUUACAAAGUCAGACAUUUUAUGUCAAAACACUUCUAUCAACACAGACAUCUCAGAACAGACAAUUCACACUAGAACAGACAUAUCACACCAGAACAUGUCCACUAAUACACAUACUGUAAAGCUGACUGAGAAAGUAUAUGUGGCUAAAACCCUUGAUACUGCUUCUCUGUUUCAUGGUUGGACCAUGGGGGAGCUGAGCCAAGCCCAGGACGCUGAUGCAGACAUUGCACCCAUACGCGCCUGGAUGGAGGCCAGCAGUGAGCGCCCCCCAUGGACUAUUGUUUCACCAUGCAGCCCAGCAACUAAGACAUACUGGGCUCAAUGGAAACGGCUCUACUUCAGAGAUGGAGUUCUGGUCCGUCGCUUCUACUGCCUUGACGAGACCCAGUUCUAUCCCCAAAUCGUACUGCCACGUAAGCUACAACCAGAAGUGAUGGGCCAGAUGCACGAAGGGCCAGUGGGUGGACAUUUUGGUGUCGAGAGGACUGUGGCCAGACUACGAACCCGAUUCUAUUGGUAUCACAUGAGGGAAGACGUCGCUCUUUGGUGCCGUACUUGUACCAGCUGUGCAUCCAGGGCCCGACCCCAGAAGACACCGCAAGCUCCGAUGGGAACUGUCCGGGUAGGAGCCCCAAUGGAGCGCGUUGCGCUGGACAUUAUGGGACCACUGAAUGAGACAGAGCGCAGAAACCGAUAUGUGCUUGUGAUACAAGACUACUUUACAAAGUGGACUGAAGCCUUUCCUAUCCCAGAUGAACGGGCUGCAACCGUUGCCGAGGUCGUUGCGUCUGAGUGGGUGUGCCGCUACGGGAUACCUCAAGCACUACACAGUGAUCAGGGACGCAAUUUUGAAUCUGAUGUGUUCCAAGGGGUGUGCAGUUUGUUUGGCAUAGAUAAGACUCAUACAACGCCAUUCCGACCCCAGUCAGAUGGCCAGGUUGAACGUUUCAAUGCCACUCUCCAGAAGAUCCUGGCCUCCACAGCAGAGCGUUGUCAUUGGGACUGGGACCUGAUGAUCCCGUACGCUGUUAUGGCCUACAGGGCGACCAAACACAGUGCUACAGGUUUCACCCCGAACUUCAUGAUGUUUGGCCGAGAACUGAGUGAGCCAGUGGACCUUGUCGCAGGUCUACCUCCUGAUCCAGGCAACCAACCCUCAGUUCCAGAGUAUGUGCAGCAAAUGCGUGAGCGGCUGGAGCUGGCCCACCUCAUCGCCAGGGAAGCCCUGGGUGAGUCAGUCAAGCGCGCAAAAAGGCAAUAUGACAAGAACUGUUGCCACACACAGUAUAAGACUGGAGAUCCUGUGUGGUAUCUCAUCAAAGGAACACGUCACGUCAAGAACAAGGUCAGAAAGUUCCUCCCAUCGUAUGAAGGACCAUUCUUUGUCCUGGGACAAUUGGAUGACCUAGUUUAUCGGAUCCAGAAGAACCCAAGGUCUAAAGUGAAAGUUGUCCACCAUGACCAGCUAAAGCAUUAUCGCUGCCGCGAGCCACUGGACAAUACCUGGGUCCUUGAUCAGGCUCAUCAGUGGUCCCCUACAGAGGUCCCACCACCAGCUUUAGAAGAUGACCCAGCAGACCGUGAUCUGGGUCUGCACAGUCUGUUCUCUACUGCAACUGGCAAUGCCCCAGCUCCUCUCAGCCUUCUGUCUCAGUUGCAGCUGAUCCCGCUCUGGUUGUGGUUGUCCCAUCGUCCCCUUCCCAUGUAG
Maylandia zebra (zebra mbuna) is the source of this 5496-nucleotide messenger RNA. Lineage: Eukaryota; Metazoa; Chordata; Actinopteri; Cichliformes; Cichlidae. The record is from RefSeq and is a predicted model, not a curated record.